GCCAAAAGCUUACGUGCCAGGAGGAGCUGGGGCACUGCAACUUCGUAACCUUCGCGACCCUAAUGUUCUCUGGGGACAGCAAGGGUUGCAGGGCGACGCAGAUGGCUGAGAGCUCAGAGGGUGGAGAUCUCGCUGACGCGCGCCUCUCGGCGCCCUAUGGGGCCGCCAUCGCCACUGCUCAGAGGCUGCUCUUCGUGACAGAUGCAGGCAAUGGCAAGGCUGGACAGGUUGCGAGCAAAGCUGCCACUUUUCCAGGCCGCAAGGAGUGGGAAAGUGAUGAUGAGCCGAGGAAAGCCUUGUUGCACCAGGUAACGUCGCUUGUUAGCAAGCUGAAGCAGGCUUCAAGGCGGCCUAUCACCGGAUCCAUGCCUUGGCCGCUGGCAUUUCUGAUGCGGCCGGAUGCAAAAAAAUACAACGGUGCGAUGACUUCGUCCAUUCAGGUGUAUUGCCCUCGGGCCUUUGUGCUUUUGCCAGGGAGCAGAGGACCGUCCAAGCGCGGAAAAGUGAGCAUCUGCACCCGGGAGCCCUGUGUGCGGAGAUAG
Messenger RNA from Symbiodinium necroappetens, 542 nucleotides. NCBI's taxonomy places the organism in Eukaryota, Dinophyceae, Suessiales, Symbiodiniaceae. The record is from the annotation of a GenBank genome assembly.